AAAUUAUUUUAUCGAUCAAGCGGUCAACGAAAUGAGGCCGUGGACUAAAACCCUAAAAAGCCAUAGAAGAAGAAGCAGCAGCAGAAAGUGAAAAACCGUUAACAUCUGCGAUGACACAAAAAAACAAUCUAUUCAAAGGCCAACAGAAGAAGAAAAUAGUCCCACCUAAUCGCCAUGGAAAAAUCACUCACAUCCGCAAAGGGAAGAGAUUUGUGAAGCCAUCAAAUUUUACGAAGGAGAUGGAUGCUGAUAGGGAGCUAAGCAAGUUCAUCAACAACUGUAACGAGAUCAAAGCAGCUACUGCUGCGAACAAGGAAGGUGGUCAACUAAGCAUUGUCAAACCACCACCAGAACCAGCAAGAGCUGCAAAGAAAGAAACUUGAUGCUGCAAAAUGUAUGCUUUGCUUUAUGCCUUUUUCAUGUUUAGUUGGGAGGUCUCUCAAUCAGUUUUGACAGUAUAUUAGAUUGGAUAUGAGAGUUUUGCCCGACUUGGAUAUAAAUGGUUGAUUCGUUGAAUGUAAACCAUAUUUCCUUGUAGCCCCUAUCUAUACAAGUUUUGGUAAUCAAGUUUUUAUCUUCUUUAA
Messenger RNA from Populus nigra (black poplar), 584 nucleotides. RefSeq lists its product as uncharacterized. The transcript has 3 exons. The record is from RefSeq and is a predicted model, not a curated record. Bases 111 to 383 code for a protein of 90 amino acids. NCBI's taxonomy places the organism in Eukaryota, Viridiplantae, Streptophyta, Magnoliopsida, Malpighiales, Salicaceae.